Messenger RNA from Lynx canadensis (Canada lynx), 1309 nucleotides. Its product is annotated as ubiquinol-cytochrome-c reductase complex assembly factor 2. The coding region runs from base 22 to 432 and encodes 136 amino acids. The transcript has 4 exons. NCBI's taxonomy places the organism in Eukaryota, Metazoa, Chordata, Mammalia, Carnivora, Felidae. Gene Ontology annotation, cellular component: mitochondrial matrix. Gene Ontology annotation, biological process: mitochondrial respiratory chain complex III assembly. The record is from RefSeq and is a predicted model, not a curated record.
CGGGGACAAGCGGGGCCCAAAAUGGCGGCCAGCCGCUACCGGCGCUUCCUUAAGCUCUGUGAGGAAUGGCCAGUGGACGAGACCAAACGGGGCCGGGACUUGGGCGCUUACCUGCGGCAGCGGGUGGCACAGGCCUUUCGGGAGGGAGAGAACACCCAGAUCGCCGAGCCUGAGGCCUGUGAUCAGAUGUAUGAGAGCUUAGCACGACUCCAUUCAAACUAUUACAAACACAAGUACCCUCGCCCCAGAGACACGAGCUUCAGUGGCCUGUCCGUGGAAGAGUACAAGCUGAUCCUGUCCACAGACACCCUAGAAGAAUUUAAGGAAAUGAAUAAAGGCAUGUGGAAGAAGCUUCAGGAGAAGUUUGCCCCCAGGAAUCCCGAGGAGAAGCAGAAGGCCUGGGCCCGGUCCUUAUCUCGCCCGCGCACCUAAGCGUGGAGUCUUGUACAUCGCCAUCAUAAAUAAAACUGCCCUGAUUUCCCCAUCCUCACGGUUCAGGAAUCUCACCCAGCCUUCACAGAAAGAAAGCCAUUGCUGCUCUAAAGAAAGCUUCUGCCUGAGAAGGGAUGCCAUGGAGCGUCCACCCCCACCCGCCGGUCAGGGUAGGGAAGUCUCCAGAGGAGAGGAAAUGCGGGUCUCCGUCUGGGCCUGAGAAGGGAAGGUGACGGGGCCUCUGGGCAAGGUGCUUCCUGUGCAGCCCCAGGAGCCCCACCUGCCAGGGGGGAUCUGCUGGCUCCUGGCAGGAUUCUCAGGCUCCCUUUUGUUGGAGUUCCUGGGGGAUAGCCAAAAAUAGCGGUAAACAUUGAAGAAGGCAUCCUGUUGCAAACAGAAAGCAGGAGGUGGUGUGGCCGAGAGAUGAGAAGAGGCUGUUUGGCCGUCAUUCCCACUGACUCAGAAGGACGGAUCCGGUCCUCUGCCCCUGACCUUGCAGAAAACCCAUGUUCCAAGUUGGUUUGAGGGACAUAGUAGAGACACAGACGGUCUUCGGCCAAGUGGGGCUGCAGACUGCAGGCGGCUUUAGCGCCCUAGGCAGGUUCUGUGGGAGGCCACAGGACACCAGCCCCCUGGCCAGGGACACACACACACACACACACACGGUCACCUCAUCCCAUGGAACCUUAGUUGUAAAUGCUCGUGGUCCCCACUUGAGCAUUUCUUCUAUCAACAACAGAGCUGAGAGAAGGUAGGGCAGGGGCUGACAGGCACCCCUCACCAGGAAGUGAAAGUGAGCUCUUAACCUCCUUUGUCCUUGGACUCCUCAGUAUGUUUUGAAAUACAUACAAUAAAAUACAGACCAGUUCUACUGCGA